This is a messenger RNA of Anopheles marshallii, 5790 nucleotides long. RefSeq names its product cilia- and flagella-associated protein 44. Gene Ontology annotation, molecular function: protein binding. The record is from RefSeq and is a predicted model, not a curated record. The transcript is spliced from 10 exons. The coding region runs from base 1 to 5790 and encodes 1929 amino acids. NCBI's taxonomy places the organism in Eukaryota, Metazoa, Arthropoda, Insecta, Diptera, Culicidae.
AUGGACCAACAACGCGCAGCGUCAUCCGAACGUUCCGCAUACAAUACAGGACGCUACGAUGGGAAAUCGCUCAUAUCCAAACCGAUCCGUAAUUCGUCCUGUACGAUUCCGAACGAACUGCUGGAGUUUGACUACUCGUACGGAUACGACUGCAAACGCUACUUUAAUCUGUGCAAAAUUGCUGAAAACGUGCUGGUGUUUGCAUCGGGAAAUCUGAUUCAUUUCUUCGACGUGGCAACACGUACCGUCACGACACGCCGCAGCUCCACCGGUGGUGGAAUCGGCUGCCUUACGACCAACCCGUGUGAAGAGUUUGUGCAUCUCACUGUCGGCGAGAAUGGGCUCGAUCCGCCCAUCAUCAUUUACCAGUAUCCUGAGAUGACCGUGGUUAAUCUGCUGGCUGGUGGUACGACGAGUGGCUAUUCCCGCAUUGACUACACCGUCGACGGUAAGCUGCUAAUAUCGCAAGGCAUCGAGCCGGACUAUAUGCUCACGGUGUGGAAUUGGGGCGAGGGCGAAAUAAUUCUGCGCUGCAAAUCCUUCUCCAACGAUGUGCUGAACGUGAUGUUCUCGCCGAGUGUUCCGGGACACAUCACCACAUGCGGUCUUGGGCAUAUUAAAUUCUGGAAGAUGUCUAGCACGUUCACCGGAUUGAAGCUCCAGGGAGAGCUGGGGCGUUUCGGCAAGACCGAGAUAUCAGACAUUGUGGGUAUUUUGCCGCUGCCCGACGAGAAAGUGCUUUCCGGCUGCCAGUGGGGCAACGUGCUGGUGUGGGAGGCCGGUUUGAUCAAGUUGGAGGUAUGCCGGAAAGCCCGCAAACCUUGCCACGACGGUCCGAUUACGCAAAUUCUUAUGCGCGAUGGCGAAGUCAUGACUGCCGGGCUGGAUGGUCGCAUCAGGGUGUGGUUCUGGGAAACGGUGGAGCUGGCCGAUCCACCCGACGAUGAUCGGUUUGUGGAGAUUGAGCCGAUCAUGGAGUUUAGGAUCGGGGCGGAGCUUAUGUGUUUGGUGCGCCGGCACGGUGACUUCCAGUGGUAUGCCCAGGAUGGAAGUGGUGGCAUCUGGUUGUGUGAUCUCACCCCGGCGCACCACACUGAACCUCCGCAACAGCUGUUCAAGUGUCACGCCGGUGCAAUCGUAUCCGUGCAGGCCAGCCCUGUCUCCAGCCAUGUGGCGACGCUCGGUGUGGACGGGAUGCUAUGUGUCUAUGAGUACGGAAAGCGGGAACUCCUGCUCAGCCAUCGGUUCCAGUGUGCCGGCCAAACGAUGAUCUGGUUACCACCGACGCUUGAUCCAACCGGUGCCAUCCUGGUGCUUGGCUUUGCUGAUGGAUUUCUUCGUACGGUCGCGAUCAAUCUUCACGAGGGGCAUCUUUCAUACCCGGAGAAUCGAGUUAAUCUCAUACAGCUGCUGAAACCACACUCGCAACCGGUCACCGCACUGGGGCUAAACAUUCGUGAAACUAUUCUCGUGUCCGGAUCGGAAGAUAAGACGAUCUUCGUGCACCGGUGCGUGCAGGGCAACCCUCACGUGACGCUGGAACCGAUCGGACUGGUUUAUACACCGUCUGCCGUCUCCUCGUUAAGCUGGAAGCCGGACACCUCCGCCACUGCUCUCGUCGGCUGCAGACACGGGCAGCUGCUGGAGGUGGAGCUACCGGAGACACCGGUGGAUUACACGACCAUCUCGUACCAUCUACGGCACGUGGAGAUCAGACAACUUACCUUUCAGUCGGUUAAGUCGGAGAUUAAGCGUAAUCUGCGCGUUGCCGAGAUUGAGAAACGGAAGCAGGAGAAACGGGCCAAAAAGCAGCAAACGCUGGAGCGUCUGCGGAUCGAGAAUCCGAAGGCAGAAAUCAACGAAGAAGCCUUCCUGGCCGAUUCGGACGAAGAGGAAGAGCUGGAACCACUGUACAUUCCCAAGGUGCCCAAUUCCGUACUGUGGGCCCGGUAUACGGACGACGAUACGCUGUGGCUGUCAAUGGGAGGUUAUGACGCUGGCUACGUCUACGAGUAUGGCUUUGAUGAUGAGGAUCCCCUAUCGUGCACGCUUAUCCCUGAUCUGGAGGAUGUCGAGAUGACGUGCUACCUGAGAGACACUAACUACACCAUUUUCGGUACCGGUGACGGUGCGAUAAGAGUUAACCGAACAAAGCGUGAUUUCCGCGAUCUCAGCGAUUAUUGGACGCUGCCGAUGCAUGAUAAUCGCACGGGACGAAUUACCGCGCUCGCCUUUAGUUACGAUUUUUCGCACAUCUUCAGCGUCGGUGCGGACGGGAAUCUGUUCGCGUAUCGCUGGUACGGUGAGGGCGAACCCUACCAAGCCGUACCGCCCAAACCGCUGGAAAAAUCCGUCAAGCGUGUGUUCGACAUCGACGAGCGGGACUAUCCAUCGCUCGAGGAACAGAAAGCAAAGCAGGAGCGUGAUCGGUUGGCGAAGAUCGUGUCCGAUCGCAAGGAGCGCGUGUUGCGGACGGUUGCCGAGCAUCGGCAGCGCUUCGAGGCACUGCUCGAGCGUAACCGGGCCGUGCCGGAAGCGUUCCGUAUUCCGGUGACGGAUUUUGUGCUAGACGAACGCAUAAUGGACGAUUUGCGCCAGCAGCUAGAGGGCGAAUUGGGUCUGGUGCACCGCAAAAUGGCGUUCGAUGUGGAGAAGGUUCGCAUUGCGGCUGAUAAGCUGCAGCGUUUCUUUCUCGAGCCGCUGGAGAGCUAUCCGGUUGAGGUGCUGGCAGUAGGGAGCGGACAGUCGGUGAAAAGUUUUCGUAUCGAGAAGCUUGAUGAUGAUUAUUUUCAAAUCGUAGAGCAGGUGGAGAAAUUGGUUGCAGAGGAGGCGGAACGUAAACGCCGCUUCAUUGAGCUGUGCAAAACUCCAGAGGACAGAAUUCCCGAGGCAUCUUCCACCAAACGGAAAGAUCGCCGAAAAGACUCGCAGCUGCAGCGUAAGGAAUCGUUCCUCGAAGGAUUGUCCCAAUCAACGAUCGAUUUUAAGCUUGAGAGCAAAAUGCGACGCUUGCUGUCCAAGUAUCGGGACCGAAAGAACCAAGAAACGAUACGUCAGCAUGAGUGGGAAGAACAUAAAGCCUCCAAACCGGACCCGAACGCAAACGAUCCGGCAGAUGAUCUAGCCAUCAAGGAAGCGGCUGGAUCGAUCGGUGAUUAUAAUCUGAAAAGCGAUCCCGAUUACGAGCCCACCGAGGAGCGGGUGGAAACUGCAACGGGCAAAUACCACGAGCUGUUGCGUGUGCGGCAAGAGAUGUUCACCUUGCGCAAGGAUUACAACGCGCGGGUGUUUGCGCUGCGCGAGAAGAAGGUUGCUCUGAUGCGAUACAUGGCGAAGCAAAGGGCGAAGCUGAAACAAAUUCACGCGGAAAUUCCGGAGGAAAAAUGGAAACAAUUUCCGCUGGACGUUACGCUGGAUUUGGCCGUGGAAUACGCGGAUGAUCAGUACAAGUUUGAGGUGGAUCGGCAUAACUUUAGUGCUGGGCACGACUUCCAACUUCAGCAACGAACGCCACAUAACCAUGACAUGGUGCUGAAGGAAGUGCUGGGAUUAACGCUUCCGGCAGAUGAGCAAGCCAAACUGACUUUAAGCAAGCACGAAAGGGAGCUGCGCGAGUUACGUCUGAUCCGAAAACUGUUCAAGCAGGACAAAAUCAUCGACAAGGCAACGAAGCGCAUCGAGCAGUUCGAUCGCGAGCUGGAAAAGUUGGCCCAGGAGCGGUUGCAGGUCGAAACGGAUGCAAAGUUGUUGGAGAACUUUCAACUAACGCUCUACCAGGAACUCUGGAUACUGAAGGACUUCAGCAAGAUCGAAACCGACGUGCUGAACGGUGUGGAACAGGUGACAAUCGAGCGGAACGAGUUGCUGCAGGCAGUUCAUGAUGCACGCUUGGCGAUCGAGCAGAUAGAGCUCGAGAUGGAACAAAUACAGCGCGAACAGCGCUCGAACCUGCAGCGCUUCAACUCCAGCUGUCUGGAUAACGAGUUUGCCAAGGUGAUGAAGCGCAUCUACAAGAAGAAGUUCAAGCCAUGCAAAAUCAACGACAACGAUUCGGACUCCUCUUCCGAGUAUUCGUCGGAAGAUAUAGACGGGUUGGAGAAUGCGAACGACGCCGAGGUUAGCAAGGUGUUUCUCGACCUUGGCCAAUGUCCAGCGGGAUGUGAUGCGGACAUCUACAACCUAGCCGUCCAGUUGCGCAACGAGAAGCUCGAGCUGCAGCGCCGUCACUAUGCGGAAGAACGCACGCUGAAGGAAGUGCAUCGGCAGCUGGAACACUUGAAGCCCAGCCUGGCCGAUGCGGAAACCCGGCUCAGACAGCGCAACGGUGAGCUGCUGGAGCUUCGGCGCGAGAAACAAAGGCGCCUGAACGACAUCGAUACGCUAGUCAUAGUGAAAAUGGACCAAAUGCAGUACUUUCGCAUCGAGACGGAGUUCCACGAUGUGGAGCACAGCUUGCUGUUCAACCGGGAAGCGUUACUCAAGCUGUACGCACGCGUCGAUCAACUGGCGGCGGAAACGCUCGAGACCAAGCGCAGGCACCGGGUGAAUGUGGUGCAUCUCGCACGCAUGAAGACGGACAUCAAAUUCAUGCGGCAGCAGUUGGUGUCGCUGAAGGAGGAGAUCAACGAGACGAUGAUGAAGAAGUUUGGGCGCGUGAUCGAUUUGGACGAGCUGGAGGAGACGAUACUGCGCCAGUACACGUUUGAGAUGAGGGCCAAUCUGGACGAUGUGAAGAAAACCUACGAGGAGCGUUCACGUGAGCUGAAGAAAUUGUACGCCAACAAGCAGGAGGAGUUGAAGAAAGUCAUACAGGAGGGGACGGAGAAGCUGCACAUUCUUACCGUGCUGCAGGAGGAGUACAACAAUCUGGUAAAAGCUCUCGCCCAUCAGAAGAUUCUGUUGGAGCGUCGUAACCAACCUCCACCAACGUACUCGGAGGACCUCAGCAAGCUGCGCGAAAUCGCCAAGAUCCAGAAGGAACAGAUCAACACGCUGCAGCGCGAGAUCCGUACGCUCAGCAUGAAGUGCAAACCGCUGUCGGCGGAGAGCCCGGACGUGGAGAUCACAAUACCACCACCGGUGUGCGGGAAACCUGCCCCAGUGGCAGACGAAUCUGUCUACAAUGCCGUCAUGGACUCGGCACCGCCCAGCACCCGGGCCAGCUCACCGGACAACUUCCUCUACAACGAGAUCUCUAGCCUGAUCGAUGAUUUUCUGGUGGAGCAGCUCGGUUCGCGCGUGCUGCAGUCCGACAUCAAGCGCGUGGUUAACCACCUGGCCCACUAUCUGUCCAACAUCAUACACAACUUCGCACCCGAGCACGCAUCCGACCUGUUGCCGCACAUCAUCGAAAACUUCAAAUCAUUCAUCCCGGAGGAGCUGCUGAUAACCAUCCCGCCGCAGGCUAUUGCCGAGCUGAUCGAGAGCAUCUUUCGCACGUUCAAGGAGGGUUACGAUAUCGACACGAAGGAAAUACUCGGCGAGAUUGUUAGCAACAGCCUCGAGAUGAUCUUCCCGGCAUCCCAGAACUACUCGCACAACAUACUGGUGGACAUCAUGAAGCAGGUGUUGGCCACCCUGCACAUUGCGGACGUGAACCAUCCGGACACGAUCGCUUUUAUUGCCAACGGCAUACGCCACAAGCCGGGCAUCGAUCCGGACGGUGUGAACGUGGAGUUGAUGUGCGAGGAGAUCCUGCUGUACGCACAGGAAAAUACGGUCGAUGAGAUCGGGGUGGAUUUGGUACGGGGUGUAAUCGAGGGCAUUCUACAGUGCGUUCGCGAGCAAUAA